Humulus lupulus (European hop) is the source of this 717-nucleotide messenger RNA. RefSeq lists its product as uncharacterized. The record is from RefSeq and is a predicted model, not a curated record. Bases 45 to 593 code for a protein of 182 amino acids. Gene Ontology annotation, cellular component: cytochrome b6f complex. NCBI's taxonomy places the organism in Eukaryota, Viridiplantae, Streptophyta, Magnoliopsida, Rosales, Cannabaceae. The transcript is spliced from 2 exons.
AAGUGGCCUAGCCUCGUUGGCAUUCCUUGUGGUCGUACUAUUCCAUGAAAAAAAGAAAAGAAAAAAAGAGGCAAUCUAAUCUACUUCUGAACCAACCAUCUUCAUCUCCCACCUUAUCCACUACACCAUAUCAUCUUUAUACUUACCAAAACAAAACACCUCGAACACAAAGAUCAUUCAAAGUUCAAACACCACUGCAUACAGGAAAACCAAACAUGGCGACUGCCUCAGCUACACUGUCUCCAGCAACAUUUGUAGCUGCGUCGUCAGUUUCUAGCCCCAGGAGGACGACAAGGAAAGUUAAUUACUUGACAGGAAUGAACUCCUUUGCCGGGCUGAAAGCGAGCAACGGCGUCGUUUCGCUUGGUCUCCCGGUGUGUGCCGAGCAGUCGUUUGAGAAAAUUAUGAUGUCGUUUAGAGCUCCUUCCAAGGGAAAAAGCAGAGGCGGAGGCGGGGCCCUUUCUUCGACUUGCAAUGCCGUUGCUGAGAUCUUCAGGAUUGCAGCGAUCAUGAAUGGACUUGUUCUUGUUGGUGUUGCUGUUGGCUUCGUUCUCCUCCGAAUUGAAGCCUCUGUAGAGGAAGCAGAGUCCUGAGUUUGUCUUAAAAGACUUCUUAUAUUUUGUUAAUGUUGUUCUUGUUUGAAAUCUCUAAUAUGAUUCUACAAUUCUUGUAGACAUUACUGGUAAUAAAUAUUGUAAUAAUUAUUGUUUUUUUUUU